AUAUAAAACUUUUAAUAACUUCCUGAUUUUUCUGCGCACGGGGAACGCAUGAUUUUAUGGAAUUAUUCUUAGACGUGUCCGUCCCGUUGUGGUGAGUGUCUCGUUGAUUUCAAUGAGGAGAAGGAUACAGCUUAUCCUCGCUUGAGGAUGCGGGUUUUGUGAUUAGAGUGGCAGUAGAGCCGCAUCUCUUUAAAGCGAACGCCGUCUUAAUUAAUGACACAGAGAAGGGAGGGCAAGAGAUACCGAGGAUGCUACUGAAGGGACACUGGUGUCGUUUCGUUUCACCGCUGCGAGGCUAUUAUGAGGGUUUAUUGCUACGCCGACCAAUUUUUUCUUUGCAUACGGCCGCAUAUGUCGUUCUUAUAGGUUAUGAAAUCGUAUUUUUCUGAAGGACACGACAUCCUUCACAUCACGACGCGUCGCAUCUCGCUCGUAGCCGCUCACACUGCGUCGGUUUUCCCUCCGCUUACCUCGGCAAUGCCCUUCGUGUCCACGUCUCCUUUUCACUCGUUCCACAUCGGCCGCAUCCCCGUGCCGGGUUUGGCAACCAACUGACGCCAAGGCAGGAUGAUGCGCAUCGCUAGCGCUCUGGGGCUUUUGAUGUUCAGUUCGGCGCUGCUCAUCCUGUCCCUCAUCUGCUACGUGUCCAUCAAGAAGGACUUCCUCCUCGGAACCACCAGAUAUGGACCAAACGGGGGACCCAGGAUGUUCCACACGGGAUAUCGUGAAAGGCCUCGCAAACCUGACCUUAGCUCCCAGUUGGCACUGAAGUAUCUGGAUCCAUUUUUUACAACACGGACCAAUGCUCCUAUUGAGGAUCUGAAGAAUUCAUCUAAAUGGAGGUACAACAGCACAGCUUUUAUCCAACAGAGGAAGGAAAUCUCUCAAUACAUCAAUAUUUCCCACAACUUCACAUUAACGCGUAGCAUAGUCCACAUUGGCCAGCUAAUGCAUUUUGACUACUCCAGUCACAAGUACGUCUACUCCAUCGGCGAAAACUUCCACUCCCUUCUCCCCGAGGUCUCGCCUAUUCUUAACAAGCACUACAAUGUCUGUGCAAUUGUUGGCAACAGUGGAAUCCUCACUGGGUCACGUUGUGGUGAUCAGAUUGAAAAGUUUGACUUUGUCUUCCGCUGCAACUUUGCACCGACCGAGGUUUUUAAAAGAGAUGUUGGGCGGCGGACCAACAUGACGACCUUCAACCCUAGCAUUUUAGAGAAAUACUACAACAACCUAUUGACGGUGCAGGACAGAAAUAACUUCUUCUUAAGCUUGAAGAAGAUGGAUGGUGCAAUUCUGUGGAUCCCAGCUUUCUUCUUCCACACAUCAGCCACAGUGACCAGGACACUGGUGGACUUUUUUGUGGAACAUCGCGAAAGGCUGAAGGUCCAGCUGGCCUGGCCAGGAAAUAUCAUUCAGCACAUAAACAACUACUGGAAAACCAAACAACUGUCGCCAAAACGUCUGAGCACUGGCAUCCUGAUGUACACUUUGGCAUCUUCUAUGUGUGACCAAAUCCACUUGUACGGAUUCUGGCCAUUCGGCUGGGACCCAAACACGGGGAAGGAGCUGCCUUAUCACUACUACGACAGGAAAGGCACCAAGUUCAGCACCCAUUGGCAGGCGAUCCAUCAAUUGCCGGCCGAGUUCAAACUACUCUACAAGAUGCACACAGAGGGACUGCUGAAGCUCAGCAUCUCUCACUGUGCUUAGAUAUGAAACUGCUGUAGGUAUAUCAAAUGUUUCAACAGAGCUUCUACAGGCGAGAGUCCUACAAAGGACCAACUGGACGAGGAGUGAUGAAUGCAGUUUACUACAGUACAGACUUGACAGAAAAGCACAGUGGACCCUUGUACUAGUUUAGCACAAUAUUAAAGAGUAUAUAAAUGGUAAGCUGUGUUGACUCUACUUUGAAACUGUAUAUACAAAGUUUAUUCACAUAAGCCAAAUUCACUCCAAGAUCCCUAAGGGCUUCACAGACACACAGAUCAUUUUAACUCAUUGGUUGUCAUUGAUGUGAUAGAAGAGCCAAACUUUUUUUUUUUUUUAUUGACUUUUUUUAACAUUGACCACACAAUAACUGGCACAAUAACACCUACAACACUAAAAUUAAGGAAACACAUCAACAAUGUUCCUAAUGUUGUCACGCUUCUAACUUUAUACAUAUACAGUGUAUCACAAAAGUGAGCACACCGCUCACAUUUCUGCAGAUAUUUAAGUAUAUCUUUUCAUGGGACAUCACUGACAAAAUGACUCUUUGACACAAUGAAAAGUAGUCUGUGUGCAGCUUAUAUAAUAGACUUAAUUUAUUUUCCCCUCAAAACACCUCAAAAUAUAGCCAUUAAUGUCUAAACUCCUGGCAACAAAAGUGAGUACACCCCUUAGAAAAAAACGUACAUCCCUAAAUGUCCAAAUUGAGUACUGCUUGUAAUUUUCCCUCCAAAAUGUCAUGUGACUCGUUACAGAAGUGCUGUCAGCAUUGCUGCAGAGACUGAAGUGGUGGGGGGUCAGCCUGUUAGUGCUCAGACCAUACGCCACACUCUACAUCAAAUUGGUGUGCAUGGCUGUCACCCCAGGACGAAGCCUCUUCUGAAGAUGGUACACAAGAAAACUCGCCCGUCUCAUCAGACCAUAGAACAUGGUUCCAGUAAUCAGUAAUCCAUGUGCUUUGUUGACAUGUCUUCAGCAAACUGUACGGGCUUUCUUGUGUACCUUCUUCAGAAGAGACUUCCUCCUGUGGUGAC
Molecule: messenger RNA, 2744 nt
Organism: Corythoichthys intestinalis (scribbled pipefish)
Lineage: Eukaryota; Metazoa; Chordata; Actinopteri; Syngnathiformes; Syngnathidae
Product: sia-alpha-2,3-Gal-beta-1,4-GlcNAc-R:alpha 2,8-sialyltransferase-like
Exons: 5
Coding region: 568-1713 (381 amino acids)
Biological process (GO): N-glycan processing; oligosaccharide metabolic process
Molecular function (GO): alpha-N-acetylneuraminate alpha-2,8-sialyltransferase activity
Source: RefSeq, a predicted model, not a curated record